AUAACAUUUUCUCCUGGAGAUUUUGUAAAGUAUUUGUUGAUAUCAUCUUGGUAUAUUUUCGGUGCAGCGAGAAUUAACCCCCAGGCCCCACCAUCUCGGUCAUCAAAUCAUGCAUUCGAUCACCGUAGAUUUUAUGACAGAUACAUGGGCAGCGUCAGAUGACGAGGGAUAUCGGUACGAAACCGCCAUGCAAUGCGACGACCACCACCCCACUGCUUCCCGCAACUCCUGUCUCAGUAUCGCUUCGCGCUCUCCCGCGGCAAUGGCAUCCCCCCGCACCCCCACGCCUUCCCUCCCCUCCUCAAGGCCUGUGCCUCCCUCGGCCUCUUCCCCCUCGGCCUCGCCCUCCACCUCCAUGCCAUCAUCUUUGGUUACUUCCCCUGCGACCCUUACAUCUCCUCCUCCCUCCUCCACAUGUACUCCCAGAACGGCGACCUCGCCAGCGCCCGUCGUGUAUUCGACCAAAUGCCACUCCCUCUCCGCAACACCGUCGUCCCCUGGUCCGCCAUCAUCGCCGCGCACUCCCGAGCAGGCGACGCCGCCGCGGCCUUCUCUCUGUACAACCAAAUGCGCGGCCUUGAAAUCCAGCCCAAUUCGAUCACUCUGUUAUCUCUGCUCUCGGCGGCGGUCUCACGGCUCGACCAUUUGCAAUGCCUGCACGCCUCCGCGAUCCGACAUGGUUUUGAGGCCGAUCUCGUCCUCACUAAUUCGAUGCUGAAUGUGUAUGCUACAUGCGGAAGACCCGAUCUCGCUCGGAGAUUGUUCGAUUCGAUGCCGCUGAGAGACAUCGUCUCAUGGAAUUCUAUGCUUUCAGGCUACGCUCGGACUGACGGAUGUGUAGCCGGAUUGAUUGAUUUGUUCAGGAGAAUGAGAGUCGUGAAAGGCAUCCAUCCUGAUCAUCAAACUUAUGGGUCUUUGAUAUCAUGCUUCACAAACACAAAGAAUGGAGGAGGAGAAGUAUCGAUACAAUUAGGCAAGUCAGUUCACGCCCUGGUCGUCACCUCUGGAGUUGGAAUGGAUGCCCAUGUCCAGACUGCUCUUGUCAGCAUGUACCUGAAAUUUGGAAGAUUGAAUGAUGCAUUUCUGCUCUUCGACCAAGCUCAGGAUCAUCGAGACAUUGUAUUGUGGACUGCCAUGAUCUCGGGUCUCGCCCAAAAUGAUGGAGCUGACAAGGCUUUGGUUGUUUUCUCCCAGAUGUUGAGCUCGGGAGUCAUUCCGGCAACCACAACAAUAGCUAGUGCUUUAUCAGCUUGUGCUCAGUUGGGUUUGUCUAGUGCAGGGGCAUCCAUCCAUGGCUAUGUCAUCAGGCAGAGAAUGCCAUUAGAUACUGCUGCUCAGAACUCGCUCAUGACCAUGUAUGCAAAAUGCGGUCGUAUAAGGCUGUGCCAAUGUGUCUUUGAUAUGAUGCAGGAUCGAGAUCUUGUCUCAUGGAAUGCAGUGAUUUCGGGUCAUGGUCAGAGUGGCCAUUUAGCAGAGGCGUUCAUUCUUUUCAGGAGAAUGAGAUUGGCGCAACAAAGGGCCGAUGCGGUCACCAUGGUUUCACUCCUCCAGGCCUGUGCAUCUGUAGGGGGUCUUCACCAUGGGAAAUCAGUUCACAACUUCGUAAUCAGACAUGGGCUGCAUCUCUCUAUCUCCAUUGACACAUCUCUGGUUGAUAUGUACUCAAAAUGUGGCGAUCUAGAGGCUGCUAGAACGUGUUUUGUUUUGAUGCCACAGCAGGAUCUUGUGUCAUGGAGUGCGAUUAUCUCAGGGUAUGGGAAUCAUGGAAUGGGAAUUCUUGCUCUUAAAAUGUUUGAGGAGUUCCUCAGUAAGGGAAUGCAGCCAAAUGAUGUCAUGUUUCUAGCUGUGCUUUCGGCUUGUAGUCAUGCAGGGCUCAUUUCAGAAGGUCUAAAAAUAUUCAACUCCAUGGAAGAGGAUUAUGGUGUGGUACCCAGGCUCGAGCAUUGUGCAUGCAUCAUUGAUAUGCUUUGUAGGGCUAAGAUGGUGAAAGAAGCGCUUGACUUCAUAAAGACAAUGCCAUCAAAGUGCACUCCUGAUGUUUUAGGGAUACUUCUUGAUGCUUGUAGGACAAAUGGAUUUGUACAUCUUACAGAAGAGGUUGCGACAGAGAUUGUCAGAUUGAGGCCUGAAUCUGCUGGAAAUUAUGUCCAGUUGGCAAAUAGCUAUGCUGUGAUGAGAAGGUGGGAUGGUGUGGGGGAGACAUGGGCACAGAUGAGAGCAUUGGGCCUCAAGAAGACACCUGGAUGGAGUUUUAUCGAGUUGAAUGGGACCAUCACGACAUUCUUUGCAGAUCAUUCUUCGCAUCCGCAGCAUGACGAAAUGGUAUCACUGUUGAAGAUCUUGGAUGGUGAGAUGAGGGAAAUUAGCAAAAGCUCCACUCCUAAGCUAUAUGGGAUCAGCUGCAAUUUCCAUGAAUUCUUUGAACAGGUGCCAAUUUCCCAUGUUAACUUUGAAAAACAAUGCUCUCAUUGGGCUUUGCCAUCCCAACCUUAAAAUUGGAUAUUGGUCAUAGAAGAUACUGAUAAAAAAGCACCGAAUUUGGGGAGACCGAUUUAGUCAGACAAUGUAGAGGUUUCAACCAGUGAUGCCUGAAACUGCAGUCAGGACUCUGACGAAGGAGCUUCUGGCAAUACUUGCAUAUUGUGAUGAUUUACUAGUUGAUCUAGUGGGCUGUCAGUUGUGGAACUGCCAUGUGCAGUGCAGAUGCCAAGGAAUUUUUAUUUCCUUCUCAUUUUAGAACAUACAUGUUAGAACCACCUCUGCAUCACCAACAAGAAAUGAGAAUCGGUCAGCUCUACUGCAGCCAGUGAUAUAUCGAAUUCCAAUGAGUUUUAUCCCCGAGAUGUACCUUGAAGGAUCAUGAAGACAAGGAAGCCAUCAUCUGAUUAUAUUGGGAUUGCAAGAUGGCUGGCGUGAGUGGAGCCAAUAUCAUGCCGCAGUUCAGAUGCAUGGCAAGCUGAAGGUGACCUUUUGUUCCUGAAGGAUUUCUGAUUUCUUGUAUCCGAUACAUGUAAUGGACAUGCUUGGGUCAAGAGAAGGGACCGUUCUCUCGCAAUGGAAAGGAUGCUGCUGGCGGGAGACGCUUGGGAUCGUUCCUAAAUUAGUUUCUUGCAUGAUACAUAGAAAGAUGUUCCGAUUAGUUUUUAUUGUUAGUGGCAGGUCAUUAGGUGUUCGGUUUUUAUCGUUAGUGACAGGUCAUUAGGCAAAACUCUACUGUCAUUAUUAUAAUCCGGAGAAGUGAAUCCCUGAACUUUCAUUCAAUAAUAAAUUGCUUAUGGU
Molecule: messenger RNA, 3279 nt
Organism: Elaeis guineensis (African oil palm)
Lineage: Eukaryota; Viridiplantae; Streptophyta; Magnoliopsida; Arecales; Arecaceae
Product: pentatricopeptide repeat-containing protein At4g04370
Biological process (GO): RNA modification
Molecular function (GO): protein binding; RNA binding
Source: RefSeq, a predicted model, not a curated record